Molecule: messenger RNA, 1707 nt
Organism: Dendrobium catenatum
Lineage: Eukaryota; Viridiplantae; Streptophyta; Magnoliopsida; Asparagales; Orchidaceae
Product: 7-deoxyloganetin glucosyltransferase-like
Exons: 2
Coding region: 75-1595 (506 amino acids)
Molecular function (GO): UDP-glycosyltransferase activity
Source: RefSeq, a predicted model, not a curated record
UCACGGAAAGGCUCACUACUAUCAGACUGCGCAGGAGGAGAGGCCACAGCGGUGGGUCUGUUAACCUCAAGCCAAUGGUUUCCUCGUCAUCAGAAACGGUGAGAAUACCCCAUGCCGUCUUGCUAUCUUUCCCUGCGCAAGGCCACCUCAAUCCAAUCCUCACCCUUGCCAAGAUCCUUCACAUCGUCGGCGGCUUCCGCAUCACCAUUGUGAACACGGAGUUCAACCACCGCCGCCUCCUCCGCUCCUCCUCAUCGGCAGCCGCAGCAGCAAAUAACGCGAUCGAUGGUUUCCACUUCACCGCCAUCCCGGACGGCCUCCCUCCGAACCGCUUUGACGCCAACGCGACACAGGACAUCCCCACCCUCUGCGCCUCCACACGCCGGCACUGCCCUGCCUUCUUCCGCCACCUCCUCUCCACCCUUUCUCCUCCGGCCACCUGCGUCAUCGCCGAUGGCUCCAUGAGCUCCUCCGCCGCUGUAGCAAUGGAUCUUGGCAUCCCCGCUUGGCUCUUCUACACCCACAGCAGCUGUGGCUUCUGGAGCUACUUGAACUUCGCGGAGCUAAUGCGCAGAGGAUAUUCACCACUUAAAGAUGAGAGCUUUUUAACUAACGGAUACCUCGACACAAAGAUUGAAGUGAUUCCCGGAAUGGAGGGAAUCCGACUCCGGGAUCUGCCGACUUUUAUCCGCACUACCAACCCGGACGAUCUGAUGUUGCAGAUCAUGCUCAAGAGACCCGAGGAAGCGAGCUGCGGCGUCGGGAUCAUUCUUAACACCUUCGACGACCUCGAGCCUGACGUUCUCGCUGCUGUCCGGUUCAAGUUCGGCAACUUGUACAGCAUCGGCCCAUUGACUAAAUUUAAAAACCUGGUUGCCACAGAUUCAGAAGCAGCCAUGAUUGGGUCCAGUCUAUGGAAGAACGAUUCAGGGUGUUUUGAUUGGCUCGACGAGCAAGAACCGGGGAAAGUUGUUUAUGUCAAUUUCGGAAGCAUCACAGUAUUGUCACCACAGCAGCUGGCGGAGUUCGCUUGGGGGUUAGCCGACAGCGGCUAUCCUAUCCUUUGGGCAAUCAGACCGGACAUGGUGAGCAGCGGCGGUGCGGCUGAGGCUUUGCCGGAGAAUUUUGUUAAGCAGGUUGAGGAGAAGACGAAGGUGGUAGCGUGGUGCGACCAAGAGGCGGUUUUGGCCCACCCGGCGAUUGGAGUCUUUCUGACGCAUUGCGGGUGGAAUUCGACGCUGGAGAGUUUGUGCAACGGGGUGCCGAUGGUGUGCUGGCCCUUCUUUGCCGAGCAGCCAACGAACUGUCGAUAUAUUUGCGAAGAGUGGGGGGUGGGAUUGGAGAUUGAAGGAGAGGUGAAGAGGGAGAUGGUGGCGAAGUUGGUGAGGGAAGCCAUGGAAGGAGAGAAGGGGAUGGAGAUGAAGAGAAGGGCUUUGGAGUGGAAGGAGAAAGCAAGGAGAGCGACUGAGCCUGGUGGUUCCUCGUAUGCAAACGUUGAGAAACUUACGAGGGAUUUGGUCCAGACGAAAGUAAGUGAAGCAGAGAUCAUUUCUGCCGGCUUUCAUCACCAAAUUAAUGAAAAACUUGUUCAGUAAUUUCGCUAUAUUUAGACUUCAAAACUCUUGUCACCCACCAAUUGGUUUCAUACAGGAGUUGUAUGCGAUCUUUCUAGCUUUUAAAGAAUAAAAGUAUUUCUUAUUAGCUCAA